Acaulospora morrowiae is the source of this 165-nucleotide messenger RNA. NCBI's taxonomy places the organism in Eukaryota, Fungi, Glomeromycota, Glomeromycetes, Diversisporales, Acaulosporaceae. The record is from the annotation of a GenBank genome assembly.
AUGGAUGAUUUCCUAGAUUCAACAUAUAAAGAAAAGGCUAACCUCAAUCCAGAAAGAUUUUAUACAAGAAUUGUAUUUAGAAUCUGUCUCAGAGGAUCAAUCGGUGUUAUUAGUAGAAGUAAAGAGCCGGAUACACCGACUCAUCUGAAAAUGAUAAGCAUGUAG